ACCCAACCCAACGAAACCCAUUCGAUUUUCACAAUUGAAAAAAAAAAAAUCAAAAAAAUAUGUAUAAAUAAAUCUGACUAACCACACCGGAAUUAAAAUCCCACCGUGGGGAGCGAAUUCCAAAAAAGAAAAAAAUAAAAAAAAUGGUGAAAAUGGAAAUCAUGGGAAUGGAUUUCAGCUGUGUAUUUGGAUCGUUAAGUAACGGAAAAUUCCCUGAAAAAGACUGUUUACUUCCCUUAAUUUCUAAACUUUUAGGUUACGCCAUCGUCGCUGCUUCUACCACCGUUAAACUCCCUCAGAUAAUGAAAAUCAUUCAACAUAAAAGUGUGAGAGGUCUUAGCGUUGUGGCCUUUGAGAUGGAAGUAAUUGGUUAUACGAUUGCUUUGGCCUAUUGUCUUCACAAUGGACUUCCAUUUUCAGCUUAUGGAGAGUUGGCCUUUCUACUGAUCCAAGCUAUAAUAUUGGUGGCAACUAUCUAUUAUUUCUCUCAGCCUGUGGGUAACUCAACAUGGAUCCGUGCAUUGCUAUAUUGUGGUCUAGCACCAACAAUCUUAGCUGGCAAAGUUGACCCCUUUCUUUUUGAAGCCCUAUAUGCAUCCCAGCAUGCAAUAUUUUUCUUUGCCAGGGUCCCUCAAAUUUGGAAAAAUUUUAAAAACAAAAGCACAGGGGAGCUUAGUUUUUUGACUUCAUUUAUGAAUUCUGCUGGUUCUAUAGUGAGAGUUUUUACCAGCCUUCAAGAAAAAGCUCCAACAAGUGUUGUUAUGGGUUCGGUUCUCGGAAUAUUGACAAAUGGUGCAAUUUUGAGCCAAAUCAUGAUAUACCAGAAGCCACAAGAGAAGCCAACAAAGAAAGGGAAGAAAGCAGAGUAGAAGACCAUAUGACCCUCUUAAAAUCCCAGCAUUCAUUAGUUUCUUCAUACAAAAUCUAUCUUUGAUCUGAUACAGCUCUUUAUUUCCGGCAUUUCUGAAAGUGUUCAUUUUGUCAAGUAAAUUGAUAUGGAUCUAACAAGUAUCUUGAAAUGAUAGCAGUUCACCCAGGUAGUCAAGUAGUUUUACAUUUGUUGGUUGUAUAAGGUGAUUAUAACAUUGUCGAUUGUUGUUUUAUAGUGUUUUUUUCUUUGUUUGAGUUGAAAUGCUAA
Messenger RNA from Erigeron canadensis, 1138 nucleotides. Its product is annotated as mannose-P-dolichol utilization defect 1 protein homolog 2. The transcript is spliced from 8 exons. The coding region runs from base 144 to 869 and encodes 241 amino acids. Lineage: Eukaryota; Viridiplantae; Streptophyta; Magnoliopsida; Asterales; Asteraceae. The record is from RefSeq and is a predicted model, not a curated record.